GUGUGUGCGCGUGUGCGCGUCCGUGACUCCCGCUGCGUUCAUUGGCGCGUCCCUCAAGCGUGUCACAACUUUUGGUGGAUUACCCCACUUCUCUCGCGCCUCGGACAGCAGUCUCUCUUCGCACCGUUCAGCGUCCCUCCUGCUCCGCGAACUACCCAACAGCUAAGUGAGCGAGGCGGCGACAUGCUCUCUUCAUCGCUCCCCGACCUCCCUCUCCCCGGUGACUGGGCACACGGCGGCUUGGCGCCCGCGCUGCUGCUGCUCAGCGCGCUUGUACAGCUCCAGGGGCAUGGGGGUGCGGCCGCCGCGUGCUCCUCGUGCUCCGGGCCCACGCCGGCACCGGACGGCUCGGAUGAGAGUUUCCUCAUCGAGGCGGCCAAGAGGCAGAUCCUGAACAAGCUGCACCUGCGCGAGAGACCCAACAUCACACACACUGUGCCACGCGCCGCGCUCGCCACAGCGCUGCGCAAACUUCACGCGGGGCGCGUGCGGCCGGAUGGCACGAUCGAGCUGGACAACGGCGCGGCGAGCGCGCGUAUCAACGACCAAGCGUACGAGAUAGUCAGCUUUGCAGAUACGGAUGACGAAGGCUCCAGUGGCAUCGACCCCAGUCUGUCCUUCCAAUUCCUUCAAGAGCGUGGGCAGAGUGUGCAGGUGCUGCAGUCCUCACUGUGGCUGUACGUACGUCCGGGCGAUGGCCCACGCCCUGUCGCCCGUGUCUCCGCCCAGGUCUACCUGUCAGGCACAGGGCAGGCCGGCAACCGCACCCUGCUUCUCCAGCGAAGCGUGGAGGUGGCACGAGGUGGCUGGCACACCUUCCCUGUCACCAGCACCCUGCAGGCCUUCUUGGACGGUGGGCAGCGGCGCCUGCAGCUGGAAGUGCACUGUGAGGAUGGGGGCCAGAACCUGUGCAGCCGGGGCAAAGCGGACACCUCCCAGCAGCCCUUCCUGGUGGCGCAAGUGCGUCUCCGUGACGACGAAUCCAAGCACGCCCUGAGCAAGCGCUCGCUACGCUGUGGUGAUGACGUCAGCGUCUGCUGUAAGAAAGACUUCUACAUCAAGUUCAGAGACAUUCAAUGGCAGGACUGGAUCAUUGCGCCUGAGGGCUACCACAUGAACUACUGCAUGGGCCAGUGUCCGCAGCAUCUGGCCGGCUCGCCGGGUAUCGCUUCCUCCUUCCACGCCACCGUCUUCAGCCAGCUGAAGGCAAAUGGCAUCCACACAGCCAUCUCAUCAUGCUGUGUGCCCAUACAGAGACGUCCGCUCUCUAUGGUCUACUUCAACUCGCAGCACAGCAUCGUGAAGACUGACGUCCCAGACAUGAUCGUAGAGUCCUGUGGGUGCACGUAAAACAAAUGAAACAUAAAAGACAAGUUCAUACUGCAGAAGGCACUUUUACCAUGAAGAUAUUGUUUGAGAUUGUGAGCAUAUUCACCCAGAUGCAUUUCACAUGCAGUAAUAUGAAACAAUCCUAUUUAUCAGCUUAAUGUGUUUAAGGAGUUUAGAACUAAACACCUUCACACAGGCAUCGUGUUGUUUAUGCAAAGGAAGGCUCAUAAACAUCUUAUAUGAUAUUAAAAAGGCCAAAGCAGCGUUCAUUUGAAUCAAAGCCACUGUAGUGAUUAUGUGACACUCUGGGCCUUUUCACUGUACCGUUUGAUAAAUUUUCAGCUGAGGCCGCUGGCCUGACCUCUGCCUGGUUACCCAAUGAGAUGGGUAAACAGUUAUUGCCACAUGCUCAAGCGAAAGUCUAAAAAGGAAUGACGGUAAGCGGGCAUAUGUGACAUGCUGAUGUCUACAUGCUGUUUGAUUUUAAAGUUCUGGGGAGGGGGUAUAGAAUCAGAUUAUGUGUCAAUCUGCAUAUUCUAGCAAAACUUUAAAGUGUUUGACUUGUGUUUUACCAAAGUUCUCAAGGCUUUUUUGUGUACUGUUUUGUUUACGUGAAGCUGCAGAGUGUAUGUGAGUGUUUUCUUCAAAUGUAUGUUAAGUUAAAACUUUUUGUUUAGAUGCUAUGUUACUUUUUAUUUAGAGAUGUUUUUUUCUGGCAAAUGCAAUAUUUUUGGAAUUUCUGCAAAAAUCCAA
This is a messenger RNA of Colossoma macropomum (tambaqui), 2082 nucleotides long. RefSeq names its product inhibin beta B chain. Gene Ontology annotation, biological process: SMAD protein signal transduction; BMP signaling pathway. Gene Ontology annotation, cellular component: extracellular region. NCBI's taxonomy places the organism in Eukaryota, Metazoa, Chordata, Actinopteri, Characiformes, Serrasalmidae. The record is from RefSeq and is a predicted model, not a curated record. Gene Ontology annotation, molecular function: cytokine activity; growth factor activity.